AUGGCGACACAUGUUUUGGAGUUUGUCUCUGCUUUUAGCUGCCAUCAUGCUUAUCAUACCCCUUACAAAAGAAGAAACUACCCAUCUCUACCGCACACAAGUUCACACACACACAGUGAGAGAAAGAGAGAGCUUGAAACUGAAGCAGAAAUGGAGGAAGUGGUUGUGAUUGUAGGAGCAGGUUCAGCAGGCCUUGCGACUUCUGCAUGCCUGAAUCAUCUCUCAAUUUCCAACAUUGUUCUUGAAAAAGAAGAUUGUUGUGGCUCUCUGUGGAAGAAGAGAACAUAUGAUCGACUGAAUCUCCAUCUAUAUAAGAAGUUCUGUUCCUUGCCUUUUAAGCCACACCCACCGAAAAGUCCCGCAUUCAUGUCUAAAGCUGCAUUCAUCCAAUACUUGGAUGACUAUGCUUCAUCUUUCAACAUAAGCCCCUGGUACUGUCGUUCUGUCGAAUCAGCUGUUUUUGUGGAAGGUGAUCAGAAAUGGCAUAUUGAAGCAAAAAACACCAUGUCAGGGGAAAUGGAAGUUUAUGUUUCAAAUUUCUUAGUUAUCGCCACAGCUGAGAAUGGUGAAGGUUAUGUCCCUUCACUGCCCGGCUUAUAUAGCUUUGGAGGAGAAGUUCUUCACUCAAGCAACUAUAAGUCGGCAAUGGGUUAUGAAGCAAAGGAAGUUUUGGUAGUCGGCUGUGGUAAUUCAG
This is a messenger RNA of Ilex paraguariensis (yerba mate), 694 nucleotides long. The record is from the annotation of a GenBank genome assembly. Lineage: Eukaryota; Viridiplantae; Streptophyta; Magnoliopsida; Aquifoliales; Aquifoliaceae.